AUGCCGCCUCCAGAUCACAGCUUCACAAUUAAAGGCAGAGGACCUUCUGCUGCUCCUACUACAAAUAUCUCUACCCAGGCCGCUGAAGGAGACUUGACAUCAUCCACACCAGAACUCCAACGAGAACUAGACCUUGAAGCUGAGCCUGACUGUCUCUCACUGCUACCUAGACUCUUCGCCGCAGUCUGGGAGCGCAUCCCUUCUUGCCGUGAUUCUCGACCAUAUCAACUUCUUGAAACAGCUAUCCUCAAGCAGGGUCGACUACUCUUUGACACCACCAUGUCAAAUCAAGUUCAGCUGAUGUCUUCGGACAAUGUACCUGUCUUGGUUGAACGCGAUGUCAUCGAGCGCUCAGUCCUUCUCAAGAACAUGAUCGAUGACCUCGGAGAGGCUGCGACUUCUGAGCCCAUCCCCAUCCAGAACAUCAACGAAGCUGUCCUCCGGAAAGUCAUUGAAUGGUGCACAUAUCACAAGGGCGAUCCUCCAGCCACCAACGAUGAUGACAACGACGUCCGCAAGAAGACUACCGAUAUUGACGAGUGGGACCAGAAGUUCAUGCAGGUCGAUCAGGAAAUGCUGUUCGAGAUCAUCCUUGCCGCCAACUACCUUGACAUCAAGGCUCUUCUCGAUGUCGGUUGCAAGACUGUCGCCAACAUGAUCAAGGGCAAGUCUCCUGAGGAGAUCCGCAAGACCUUCAACAUCCAGAAUGACUUCACCCCUGAGGAGGAAGACCAAAUUCGUCGGGAGAACGAGUGGGCCGAAGAGUAA
Messenger RNA from Endocarpon pusillum Z07020, 768 nucleotides. RefSeq lists its product as uncharacterized. Gene Ontology annotation, cellular component: nucleus; cytoplasm. Gene Ontology annotation, biological process: mitotic cell cycle; SCF-dependent proteasomal ubiquitin-dependent protein catabolic process. The transcript has 5 exons. Lineage: Eukaryota; Fungi; Ascomycota; Eurotiomycetes; Verrucariales; Verrucariaceae. Gene Ontology annotation, molecular function: cullin family protein binding. Bases 1 to 768 code for a protein of 255 amino acids. The record is from RefSeq and is a predicted model, not a curated record.